CAUCCAUCUUCGAUACCCUCGCUUGAGCCCCUCCCUCCCGCCAGUCAGCCGAUUAUCCUUUUCCUGCCUAUAUAUAAUACCUAGCAUCGCUCGCUUCCUGUCAUGUCCCUGCAGGCCGUCCGCUACUCGCGCGGCAAGCUCGAGGUGCUCGACCAGCUGCGGCUGCCGCACGAGUUCCACUACGACGCCGUCACCACCCGCAAAGACGCCUUCGACAGCAUCGCCAGCAUGCGUGUGCGCGGCGCCCCGGCCAUCGCCAUCGUCGCCAGCCUCGGUCUGGCCGUCGAGCUGCACAACGCUGGCCCCGGCGUCCCUGGCGCCGCGUCAGCCGCCGACGCCGUCGCUCACAUCGACGACGCCCUCGACUACCUCAAGACGAGCCGCCCGACCGCCGUCGACCUCUCCAACGCCAUCGACCGCCUCAAGACGUGCACGCGCGAGGCCGCCGCCGCCAGCUCCUCCAGCUCACCAGACGACAUCGUGCGCGCCUUCGUUGACGAGGCCGAGGCCAUCUUCGAGCGCGACCUGCAGACGAACCUGGCCAUUGGCGAGCACGGCGCCGAGUGGCUGCGCGCCCAGGGUUCGGCUGCCGCUGCUGGCGGCUCCUCCAACGACAAGACCAUGUCCGUCCUGACGCACUGCAACACGGGCUCGCUCGCCACGUCGGGCCACGGCACCGCCCUCGGCAUCAUCCGCACCCUGCGCGACAAGAAGCUCCUCCGCCACGCCUUCUGCACCGAGACGCGCCCCUACAACCAGGGCAGCCGCCUGACGGCCUUUGAGCUCGUCUACGAGGGCAUCCCCGCGACCCUCAUCACCGACUCCAUGGCCGCGGCGCUCUUCCGCACCCGUGGCGCCGAGGCUAACCUCGCCGCCGUCAUCGUCGGUGCCGACCGCGUCGUGCGCAACGGCGACACCGCCAACAAGAUUGGCACCUACCAGCUCGCCGUCCUGGCGCGCCACCACGGCGUGCGCUUUGUCGUCGCCGCGCCGACCACGAGCAUCGACCUCGCGACGCGGACCGGCGACGGCAUCAAGAUUGAGGAGCGCAAGCCCGAGGAGCUGACGCAGGUCACGGGCGCCGUGAUCCGUGACGACGGCACCGUCGAUGAGGCGGCGCCCAAGGUGCGCGUGGCGACGGCCGAUCAGCGCAUCGGCGUGUGGAACCCGGCCUUUGACGUGACGCCCGCCGAGUACAUUGAUGCUGUCGUGACGGAAAAGGGUGUCGUGGAGAGGGGCGCAGACGGCGUCUUUGACUUUUCGCACAUUAUGCCGGAGCGGUGGGCAGCCGUCGUAGGCAAGGAGGAGGAGGAGCAACGAGCGAACCGCGCACGCCUGGGGGCCAAGUUUGGGACGGCCGUGCGGGCGGACACGGGGGCUCCCGGCACUUUAUGA
Molecule: messenger RNA, 1395 nt
Organism: Purpureocillium takamizusanense
Lineage: Eukaryota; Fungi; Ascomycota; Sordariomycetes; Hypocreales; Ophiocordycipitaceae
Gene: MRI1
Product: S-methyl-5-thioribose-1-phosphate isomerase
Exons: 1
Coding region: 103-1395 (430 amino acids)
Molecular function (GO): S-methyl-5-thioribose-1-phosphate isomerase activity
Source: RefSeq, a predicted model, not a curated record